AUGCAGGGCCAGGUGAGCCCUCGAACUCCGUCCGUCGCUCCGGGAGGCAACGACGACCGUCCGCCCGGCACCCCCCCGCAUGCCGCCCCCGCGCCCUCCCUCGUCAGGCCAGCGCCGCCGUCCCCUUCUAGUAACAUCCCGCCCGAAGAGCUGGCGGCGAAGCUCAACUUCGAGGAACUUGUGUGCGGCUGCGGCGAGACCCUGGCAUCGCGGACGGACUACGUGGACCAUGUCCUGACGCACGUGGCGGGGGCCUUCCGCUGCCCUCAGUGCCCGUGCGUGUAUACGUGCUCGUCCCGCCUGGCGCGCCACCAGCGCCUCCUGCACUCCCGAGGGGACACGCCCAGCGACGCCCUCCCGCACGGCUCUCCGGCCGCUGCUCCGGCCGACGGCGUCGAAGAGCGGUGCCAUCUGUGCGCGGACGCGGUAAGCGGCGGCGACGGGGACCUGCGCAACCACAUGCGGGUGCACCUCUGCGGCGAGCACGAGUGCCCCGUGUGCGCACUCCGGCUCGACACGUCCUACGCCAUGGAGAUGCACGUGCAGCGGAAGCACCCGAGCCUCCUGCACGCCUUCCUCAAGAGCGAGGACUCGCUGAAGGACGAGAGCUCGAAGAGCGAGGAUUCGGGCGGGCUUCCCGUGCGGUGCGACGUGUGCGGCAAGGUCGUGGCCACGCCCUCGCGCCUCGCCCGCCACAGGUACCUGCAGCACCCGGAGCACUACCCGUGGCCGUGCGCCGCGUGCACGCUGGCCUUCCCGUCGCUGCACGCCCGCGACCACCACGUGUGCCCGCACCGGCGGAAGGGCGGCAAGGAUGCGUCCGGCGACGGCAAGAAGAACGAGUGCCUGGUGUGCAACACGGCGUUCAAGUCGCGGGUGAGCCUGGAGUGCCACAUGCGGCGCGCGCACCCGACCGAGGCGGCGGGCCCGCACGCGUGCCCCGUGUGCGGCCGCAGUCUCAGCUCUCGCAAGGCGCUGACGGACCAUCUGCGGUGCCACCGCCGCGAGGGCUUCGCCUGCGAGUUCUGCGGCGCCAGGCUCAAGACCCUCGACUCCCUGAACGUGCACAUCAACGAGAUCCACACGCACGUGUCCGCUUGCAGUGCCGCCUGUGCUCGCAGGUGUUUUUUUCGUCGGGGCGCCUGUCGUACCACAUGA
This is a messenger RNA of Penaeus vannamei (Pacific white shrimp), 1158 nucleotides long. Lineage: Eukaryota; Metazoa; Arthropoda; Malacostraca; Decapoda; Penaeidae. The record is from RefSeq and is a predicted model, not a curated record.